Hymenoscyphus albidus is the source of this 2562-nucleotide messenger RNA. The record is from the annotation of a GenBank genome assembly. NCBI's taxonomy places the organism in Eukaryota, Fungi, Ascomycota, Leotiomycetes, Helotiales, Helotiaceae.
CUCUACCCAAUCCCAGGGCGAGAAAGAUCGUGGAGCGCGGUAUGAUUGCUUUUUAGGAUCAUGUCCUCCCCACAAGUAGCCCGUAACCUUCCUCUUACUUUCCCUUCCUGGCCAGCGGCUUGCGAGUGAAGAACGUCCUAGGCAACUCGUCGCGUCUCACUCCGUCGGCCACCACUCCCAGUUACGUUACUGCCAUCGCUAACGAGUAACUGCACGUCGUUCGCCAGGCCAGUCAGUAUUGGUUGGUACCAAUAUAAACCUCGCUCGUGUCCCCUACUUUCUACCUCUCCCUCUUCCUUUCCCAGUCGAGCACCCAAACACCUUCAAUCCUGUCUCCUCAUCGCUAUCCGACCUCAGCGUCGCCCGUAACAGACACCUAAUUACCUAGGUGGUCAAUUCUUUCAUACACGGAAUCCGAACUCGACAGAUCAACUCCCAAUGGCUGCCCCUGUGGUCAAGACCGCCGGUGGAAACAAUGCAUUUCACAACUUCCAUAACGAUUUUGCUCAUAUUCAGGAUCCCAAUGAGCGACGAAGAUUAGCUCUCGCCGAGAUUGACAAGGCUCCCUUUGGAUGGUAUCACGUUCGUGCUUGUGUGGUUGCCGGUAUUGGUUUUUUUACGGAUUCUUACGAUGUAAGUUUUAAACCAUUGCAAACAAACUAAUCUGAAUGUAUCAAAACCUAAUAUUUAUCAGAUCUUCGCCAUUAACUUGGUCACGGCUAUGUUAGGUGUUGUCUUCUGGCAAAACCCAAAGGCAAAAGGUGUCAUCCCACCAAAUUCCGAUACGGCUAUCAAAGUCGCUACAUCUGGUGGAACCGUCCUCGGACAGCUUGGUUUUGGUUAUCUCGCAGAUGUCGUUGGUCGUAAGAAGAUGUAUGGUCUCGAGUUGAUCCUUAUUAUUUUCGCCACGCUCGCUCAAUCUCUUUCUUCGCCAUCUCCAGCUAUUUCCAUUGUCGGCCUCAUCAUUUUCUGGCGAGUUCUUAUGGUGAGUAGAUGCAUAUGGAAACUUGAAACUUGCCAACUGUUGAUAGGGUAUUGGAAUUGGAGGAGACUACCCGUUGUCUUCAAUUAUCACAUCCGAAUUCGCUACCACAAAAUGGAGAGGAGCCAUGAUGAACGCUGUGUUUGCUAUGCAGGGUAUUGGUCAAUUUGCCGCUGCCAUUAUGGCUUUGAUUGUCACGGCUGGUUUCAAGGAAUCUUUGAUCACUGGUAGCAAGCCAUCAACCUGUACUGGUGUUUGCCAACUUGCUGUUGACAAGAUGUGGCGUGUUAUCAUGUAAGUCGAUACUCGGUCAGCUUUGGUAAUAUCUCUAAUGUCAAAAUAGUGGCUUCGGUGCUGUACCAGGCUGUAUCGCCCUUUACUACCGUCUUACCAUCCCAGAGACUCCUCGUUAUACAUUCGAUGUCGCCCGUGAUGUCGAGAAGGCAGCUGAGGACGCCAGUGCCUACAUGCGCGGUCGACCCGAGGGAGAAGUGGAUGAGAUUCGUCGUGUCACCGCCAUGCAGAAAAACGCCAGCGCUCUAGAAAUCCCCAAAGCCUCCAUGAGAGACUUCAUCCACCACUACCGACAAUGGAAAUACGGCAAGGUCCUCCUUGGCACAGCUGGUUCCUGGUUCUUUCUCGACGUUGCCUAUUACGGUCUAGGUCUAAACAACUCCAUCAUCCUCUCUACCAUCGGCUAUUCAGGCGGCAAAAACAUGUACGAAGUCUUCUACAAAACCGCCGUCGGCAACCUGAUCCUCGUCUGCGCGGGUGCCAUCCCAGGCUACUGGGUCUCCGUAGCCACCAUCGACACGCUCGGCCGCAAGCCCAUCCAAAUCGGCGGCUUCGCAAUGCUCACCAUCCUCUUCGUCGUCAUCGGCUUCGCAUACGACAAACUCUCCGGCAGCGCCAUCCUCGGUUUCUACGUCGUUGCGCAAUUCUUCUUCAACUUCGGCCCCAACUCCACGACCUUCGUCGUCCCCGGUGAAUGCUUUCCUACUCGUUAUCGAUCGACCUCUCAUGGUUUCUCGGCUGCGUCGGGGAAGGUGGGUGCGAUCAUUGCGCAGGUCGUCUUUGGACCGCUUCGUACGCGUGGUGCGAAGCCGGGUGCGACGGGGAGGGAUGCUUCGCCUUGGUUGAAGCAUAUUAUGCAGAUCUUUGCGUUGUUUAUGUUGGCGGGUCUGAUUACUUCUUUCUUGAUCCCGGAGACGAAGAGGAGGACUUUGGAGGAGUUGGCGGGUGAAGUUCCUGGGUAUGUUUUCCCCUCUUUUUCACAUCUUGACUCCAUCUUUUUUUCUCUUUUUUUGGGUGAUGUACUGAAAUUUCUUUCCUCAAAUAGAACACCUAGUUACGACCCCUCAAACGAUCGUCACACCCGUAAAGUCUCGGACGAGAAUUCAGCGGAGGGAAGUAAGGAGAGAGCUGGUCAUGAGACGAAAGUCCUUUAGAUAAUCACCAUACCAUGUUCCUUUCUCUUCUCCUUGCAUUCUACUUUCUUUCUGUCAUCUGGACUGGGCUGGGUAGGUAUGUAGAUUGCCGUUUGUUCUUCCUUCGUGGAACAUGAUUUGGUGGGGACUAGG